GUUGCGGCUGGGAAAAGGCUCGACGCCCGUCUGUGACGUCAUUUCUGCGCGACCCUUAGUUUUGGCAGAGCGUUUUCGGGCUGCUCCCGCGAACGAUGCCGAAAGUAGUGUCCCGGUCGGUAGUCUGCUCCGACACCCGGGAUCGGGAGGAGUAUGACGACGGCGAGAAGCCCCUCCACGUCUACUACUGUUUGUGUGGCCAGAUGGUCCUGGUGCUGGACUGUCAGUUAGAGAAAUUGCCCAUGAGGCCCCGGGAUCGGUCCCGUGUGAUUGAUGCUGCCAAACACGCCCACAAGUUUUGUAACACGGAAGACGAGGAGACCAUGUAUCUUCGGAGGCCUGAAGGCAUUGAACGGCAGUACAGGAAGAAGUGUGCCAAGUGUGGCCUGCCACUCUUCUAUCAGUCCCAGCCUAAGAAUGCCCCCGUGACCUUCAUUGUGGACGGAGCAGUGGUCAAGUUCGGCCAGGGCUUUGGCAAAACGAACAUCUAUACUCAGAAACAAGAGCCUCCUAAGAAGGUCAUGAUGACCAAACGGACGAAAGACAUGGGCAAGUUCAGCUCCGUCACGGUGUCGACCAUUGAUGAGGAGGAAGAGGAGAUCGAGGCUGUGAGUGCUUCUGCUCUCAAGGGAACUGGGUUGGGGGGUGGGCCCGGAAGGAACGGGGACUCUAAAACCAGCCCAUUCGAGUAG
Molecule: messenger RNA, 692 nt
Organism: Leptonychotes weddellii (Weddell seal)
Lineage: Eukaryota; Metazoa; Chordata; Mammalia; Carnivora; Phocidae
Source: RefSeq, a predicted model, not a curated record